AUGAACAAAAUUCUAUCAAUUCUUUGUCUGAUACUUUUCGUUUCUGCUUCAUUAGCUAAGCAGAAAUCAGCCACAGAACAAGCAGUUGACGCUGCCGCUGAGUUGAAAGAUAAAGUUGUCGAAACAGUAAAAGAAGCAUACGAUGCCGCUGCACCAAAAGUUGUCGAAGGUGCUGAAGCACUCAAAGACAAGACUGUCGAUGGUGCCGCAUUUGUCAAACAAAAGGUUGGUGAAGCAUACGAAAACAUCGCUCCGAAAGUCGUAGACGGUGCCGAAUACGUUAAAGACAAAGCUGUCGACAGUGCUACUUUCGUAAAAGAUAAAGCUACCGAAGCAUUCGACAAUCUCGCACCAAAAGUUGUCGAAGGUGCUGAAGCACUCAAAGACAAGACUGUCGAUGGUGCCGCAUUUGUCAAACAAAAAGUUGGUGAAGCAUAUGAAAACAUCGCUCCUAAAGUCGUAGACGGUGCCGAAUACGUUAAAGACAAAGCUGUUGACAGUGCUACUUUCGUAAAAGAUAAAGCUACCGAAGCAUUCGACAAUCUUGCACCAAAAGUUGUCGAAGGUGCUGAAGCACUCAAAGACAAGACUGUCGAUGGUGCCGCAUUUGUCAAACAAAAAGUUGGUGAAGCAUAUGAAAACAUCGCUCCUAAAGUAGCAGAAGGUACUGAGUUUGUCAAAGAUAAGGCCGCCGAAGCGUUGGAUGCAAUUAAACCAGCUGUCGAUGGAGCUUUUGAUACAAUUAAACCUAAAGUGGAACAAGCUUAUGAAACUGGAAGCAAACUCGCCGGUGAAUAUGCUGAAGUUGCCAAAGACAAAUUAGCUAAAGUUGCCGAAGAUGUCAAAGCUUCAGCUCAACACUUCGCUGACGAUGCAGUUAAAGCUGCUGAACAAUACGCAAAAGAUGGUGUUAAGCGAGGUGAAAAACUACGCGAUGACGCUAUCGAACUUGGCAAAGAAAAAGCUAACGAAGCACUCAAAGCUGCUCAACAAGCUGGCGCUGAUGCAUAUGAAGCUUCACUUGAAACAGCAGCUGGUUUACCAAAGAAAGGCCGAAAAUUAGCUGAACAAACCGUUGAAUUAAGUCGAGAUAAAGCCAAUGAAGCUUUGAAAGCUGGUCGUCAUGCAGGCGCAGAUGCUCUUGAAGCUGCUCAAAACUAUGUUAAAGAAUCACGAAAGCAAGCCGCGAAAAAAGCGAAAGAAACAGCUGAAGAAGCCAGUGAAGUCGCACAGAAAAAGAAACGACAAGCUACUGAAUUAUAA
Adineta ricciae is the source of this 1263-nucleotide messenger RNA. Lineage: Eukaryota; Metazoa; Rotifera; Eurotatoria; Adinetida; Adinetidae. The record is from the annotation of a GenBank genome assembly.